AUGUCUCACAUAUCUCAUGUUGCUCUAACAUUGAGUCUGGCCUUGGGUGCCGCUGCCGCCCGAAACUCCAUCGUUGCAUCAAAGGGUGCUGAGACCCUCGCCGUGGGCAUAUUUGGUGGGCCCUCUAAGAAUUGGAAGGGAGAAAAUAUUGAAGUUUUCAAGAAGUGCCUCGGUGUUGACUUCACAUCGGACGGUGUUCAGCGCUUCUAUGAGUGCUGGGCUGACAUGUACGUAGGCGAUGCCUUCGACGACCAGGCCGGUGUUGAUUUCCAACGCCUUUUUGCUCCCUUGAUCGAUGAUCGUUGGUGCUUUGGACACGACCAUCUACCCUAA
Molecule: messenger RNA, 333 nt
Organism: Penicillium atrosanguineum
Lineage: Eukaryota; Fungi; Ascomycota; Eurotiomycetes; Eurotiales; Aspergillaceae
Exons: 3
Coding region: 1-333 (110 amino acids)
Source: RefSeq, a predicted model, not a curated record